Manacus vitellinus (golden-collared manakin) is the source of this 1563-nucleotide messenger RNA. RefSeq names its product SAM pointed domain containing ETS transcription factor (gene SPDEF). Lineage: Eukaryota; Metazoa; Chordata; Aves; Passeriformes; Pipridae. Gene Ontology annotation, molecular function: sequence-specific DNA binding; DNA-binding transcription factor activity, RNA polymerase II-specific. The annotation marks the transcript as partial. The record is from RefSeq and is a predicted model, not a curated record. Gene Ontology annotation, cellular component: nucleus. The transcript is spliced from 6 exons. Gene Ontology annotation, biological process: cell differentiation; regulation of transcription by RNA polymerase II.
GGCGGCGCCCAGGGCGGGCGGGAGGAGGCGCGGAAGGAGCCGGAGCAAUGUCCCAUCAUCGACAGCCAGGGCCUGGGGCUGGGGCCCGAGGGGGACCUGCAGGCCAGCCUGCCCCUGGAGGAGCACUCGCUGGAGCAGGUGCAGAGCAUGGUGGUGGGAGAGGUGCUCAAGGACAUCGAGACGGCCUGCAAGCUCCUCAACAUCGCCGCAGACCCCACGGACUGGAGCCCCGGGAACGUGCAGAAGUGGAUCCUGUGGACGGAGCACCAGUACCGGCUGCCGCAGAUCGGGAAGUCCUUCCAGGAGCUGUCAGGGAAGGACCUGUGUGCCAUGUCUGAGGAGCAGUUCUGCCAGCGCUCGCCUGCCUGUGGUGACAUUCUCCAUGCCCACCUCGACAUCUGGAAGUCUGCCGCCUGGAUGAAAGAGAAGGCUGCCCCUGGAGAUGUAAGAUACUGUGGGGGUGACUCCAGCUGGGCCGACAGCGAGGUGGACUCGUCCUGCGCCGGGCAACCCAUCCACCUCUGGCAGUUCCUCAAGGAGCUGCUGCUGAAACCCCACAACUACGGGCGCUUCAUCCGCUGGCUCAACAAGGACAAAGGCAUCUUCAAGAUCGAGGACUCGGCGCAGGUGGCCCGGCUGUGGGGCAUCCGCAAGAACCGCCCGGCCAUGAACUACGACAAGCUGAGCCGCUCCAUCCGGCAGUACUACAAGAAAGGGAUCAUCCGCAAACCCGACAUCUCCCAGCGCCUCGUCUACCAGUUCGUGCACCCGGUUAAAUCUGGAUUGUGACCCACUGAGGCUGGACUGGGACAGAGAGCUGGGGAUUGCUUCACCUGUGCCUUGCACCACAGUCAGAGUUACCUGGAGAUGUUGAUCUUUUAUAUUAUAGGUUUUUUUAUUUGUUUAUUUACUUUUUGGUUUUGGCUGGCGGCGAAUUGUGGUUUAGGUUCAAAUGCCGAGGGGUGGCCCGUGCUCCCAGGGAUGCUUUGUGGGAGCUUAAGAGGAAAAACACCUGGUUCUUGGUAUUUUGUUUUUACCUUAAAAGAGCUGCCUGUGCUGGCUCCUGUCUUUGCCUCUGUUCCACCUGCUCCGUGCUGCUCACACACUCUGUGUGUGAGUCCUGCUCCCCAUCCCGGCUGGAGGGAUGGAGGGCAGCCAGAGGGAGGAGAGGAGUAGGGGAAGGAGAAAAACUGCCUUGGCUUCUGGAAAAGGGGAUGAAAAAACAAAUAAUAGGGGGGGGGAAAGCAAAAUGUGUCUUGUGAUUUGCUCUGUGUGACCGACACUCCUGCAGCCAGUGCAGGGGCACCAGGAGGGUGGGCUGGGGGUGCCCCAGAUCUGGUGGUGCCCCAGAUCUCGUGUCCCUCUGGUGACCCCUCCAGGUGUCCCUCUCCAGGUCCUCUGCCAGGGUGGGAGAGGGCAGAUGGUGGCAUCAACUUGCUGUGCCAGGGCUUUCCCAGCCUCGGGGAGUGCUGGGUCAGGGCUGGUGCUGGGAAUGGCCCCAAAACCUAACGAGCCCCCCAGGGGCUUCCCAAGGCUUUGUCUGGGAGGGGCACAGGAGUCCCC